AUGGCCUGGCAGUCCCUCUCAGGGAGGGGGGCGGGCUCUAAUGGAGGAGGUAAUGGAGGCGGCGAUGGUCCUCAGCAAGUGAACCAGCCGCAGGGCACAGAAUAUACUCUACAGGGUGUCAUGCGCUUCCUCCAAACCGAAUGGCAUAGGCACGAGCGAGAUCGCAAUAGUUGGGAGAUCGAGAGGCAGGAGAUGAAAGGACGGAUCGCAAGGUUAGAGGGUAGCACGCGGAAGAGUGAUGCUAGCAACAAGAGCUUGAAGAAGUAUAUCAGCAUGUUGGAGAAGGCUUUGAAAGAUCGGGAUGCCCAAGUCAAAGCGCUCAAAACAGGCGGUGAUGUGCAGGUCAAAGACUCUCCCAGCGACAAAGACCAAGAGCAUCUUGCUGUUAAGAGAGAACGGCCAUCUCAAGACAAACCUCAUAAUUCGUUUCUGGACACCGAGGGAGAGGGAGAGAAGGCAGAUGAUGAUCCAGAUCGUGGCAAUCUGAAGAAUUUUAUGGACAAAACACAAGGAGAGCUCACCUACCUCAUGGUGUCACCUUCGAAUCCUCUACCACCUCGAGAGCUUCCACCUCCCGACGAGAUACUUCUGCAACCUUCAUAUGGUCCAGGCCAGGGGCAACAAAGCCUGGAAGAGAUAUACCAACAACAAGCAAGGCAGAAGAAUAUGCGAGAGUCGAGCCUUUCAAGGCCGUCACCAACCCCCAAUCACCAUCCGCCUCCUAUUCCAAUCUCGAAUCUGCCAAUAAGAACCCAAGAAAUCACAGUCUCACGAUCACUCGCAGAUCAACAACCAUUACCUACGGCCACGGCGCAGGAAUGGUCGUCUACUUUCCAGCUGCCAGAGCAGCCUGCGCAGGAACCGGCUACCAAAGUCAACCACAAUUUUGACUCGUACGGAAGGGAGAUUAAUGUUGAGGAGGUCGAGAAGGAGCCAGUAACGGAGGCAGAUGGAUGGGACUUUAAUGAGGCGGCGCAGUUCCCUGAACCAGAACCGAAGCCCUCGCCACAACGUCCCGAUACCGAUUUGUUCCCAAUCGCUCAGGAACCGAAGUCUCCAAAUCGUGGGCCAGGAUCGCAUCGAAGAAAGGGAUCCAUGUCAAGGCGGAAGAGUGCAGAUCACGAACUGUUCUUGAACCAAGCGCAGAAGGUCGACAGCGGUAGUUUCAAGGUCAGAUUUGGAUUGAGGGGACAUUUGGAUGCCGUACGUUCUGUCAUCUUUACUGGAGGUGGAAGCCCAGGAGAGCCAGAGAUCUGUACGGCUGGAGACGAUGGAACAAUAAAGCGCUGGAUCAUACCUGCAAGAUACGAAAACCAGGGAGGAAUGCAUCACACGGCCAAUGAUCUGGACAUCCAAAGUUAUUUCACGCACCGAGGUCAUACAGGCGCUGUGAUGAGCCUCACUGCUUGGUCACCAUCACAGAAUUUCUCCAGUGGUGGAAGAGCACAGGGUGAUGGAUGGAUCUUCUCCGGCGGCCAAGAUGCGACUGUCCGAGUCUGGGAACGUGGACGAGUUGACCCGAAGGCGACUCUUGAUGGCCAUACCGAUGCAGUUUGGACUGUAUGUGUGUUGCCAGGGACCACAGGUGCUGUUUUCGGACCCGCAAACUCGUUUGGUGGCCCCGACCGCAUAAUUCUGGCAACCGGUAGUGCAGACGGAACUGUCAAGGUUUGGUCUGUCAGUGCACCACCACAGUUGAUGUCACCACCUGCACAGACUGGAAGUGCCUCGCGAAGAGGAGGUCGCGUUCGAGGCAAUUCCAUGUCGUCUGGAUCCGGAUUUCCUUCUUCGCCGCAACCUAGUGUUGCUUCCAACUCGCCUUUCCACUACACUUUAAUCCAUUCAAUAUCUCGAGAGAACAGCACAGCCUCGCCAACAUGUAUCACACCAUUAUCCACUUCAGGUGAUACGUUUGCUGUUUCAUAUUCCGAUGCCGCCGUUCUUGUUUACGACACUCGCUCUGGAGAGGAAGUUGCUGCUAUGGCUAGUCUUGAGACCUUCGAUCACACUGAUGCCACCGGUGUGAAUGCCAUCGUCGCAACAACUGCUGGGCUUGAAAGCUCGCUGACGUUCGACUCCAGUCGUGGUCUGUCAGAGGAGGAGGGUGUGGUCGGAGGAGCUACUGGGUCAAGUGGCGGAGUUGAGGGUACCAUUAUUUCCGGUCAUGAGGAUCGAUUUAUCAGAUUUUACGACGCAAAUAGCGGUCAAUGCACAUAUAAUAUGCUGGCACAUCCAGCUGCUAUAUCUUCUUUGUCGCUGUCUCCCGAUGGCCGAGAAUUGGUGUCCGCUGGCCAUGACGCGAGCUUAAGAUUUUGGAGUUUGGAGAAGAGAAGUUGCAUCCAGGAAAUUACCAGCCAUCGACUCAUGCGAGGAGAAGGCGUCUGUUCUGUUUGCUGGAGUAAGGAUGGAAGAUGGGUGGUCAGCGCUGGUGGCGACGGUGUUGUCAAGGUUUUUGCGAGAUGAGUGGAAAAUACCCGACCCCCAACUCCUUUUCUGUGUUGUAUUUCGAGAACGAUAUUUUCGCAUGGCAUGCCUGGUAUGGGAUUGACUGUGCAGCUCUUGCAUUGCUGGGGGUUAGUUAGUAAAGACUGCCAUCUUUGAAACGAUGCAAGAUGAGAGAGAGCAAGCUUUUAGUUUAGAACCCCGGCCAUGGGGCACCUUACCCAAACAUUUUGUUUGGGGCGGGUGGAAAGGAAUAAUAAUUGUACAAAAGGA
Molecule: messenger RNA, 2715 nt
Organism: Cadophora gregata
Lineage: Eukaryota; Fungi; Ascomycota; Leotiomycetes; Helotiales; Ploettnerulaceae
Exons: 4
Coding region: 1-2463 (820 amino acids)
Molecular function (GO): protein binding
Source: RefSeq, a predicted model, not a curated record